AUGAAGCUCCUCGUGGCGACGCUCGCCCUUUUCUCUUCCCUGAUUACUUCCUCACACGCCCUGUACUUCUACCUCGACGGGACUACGCCCAAGUGUUUCUACGAGGAUUUGCCCAAGGACACGCUGGUAGUCGGAACAUACAAGGCCGAAUCCUGGAACAGCCAAACGAAUUCUUUCCAUGUGACAUCGGAGCUGCAGAUCCAGAUCACCGUGGAGGAGACGUUCGACAACGACCACCGCGUGGUGACGCAGACGACGACCUCCUCGGACGCGCCGACCAAAUUCACCUUCAGCGCCGCCGACAGCGGGUUGCACCGGUUGUGUUUCAAGCCCUCGGGUGCCGGCGCCGUCAGCGUGGGCGGCUGGCUCUCUGGCGCCGGCGCGACCAUUGGCGGCGUCAAGCUGACCAUCGACAUGGCCAUUGGCGAGACCAGCAAGAUCGAGAGCGAAGACAAGGGCAAAAUUGACAGUAUCGUGGGCAAAGUGAGGGAGCUGAAUGGUCGCUUGGCCGAUAUUCGACGGGAGCAGGUCUUCCAACGGGAACGAGAAGCAGAAUUCCGCGACCAGAGCGAAGCCACCAAUGGAAAGAUUGUGCGGUGGACAUUGAUUCAGUUGACCGUCCUCGGUGUGACAUGCGCCUGGCAGCUCUCACAUCUGCGGUCUUUCUUCAUCAAGCAAAAGUUAACAUAA
Capronia epimyces CBS 606.96 is the source of this 690-nucleotide messenger RNA. RefSeq lists its product as uncharacterized. The transcript has 3 exons. Lineage: Eukaryota; Fungi; Ascomycota; Eurotiomycetes; Chaetothyriales; Herpotrichiellaceae. Gene Ontology annotation, biological process: intracellular protein transport; Golgi organization; endoplasmic reticulum to Golgi vesicle-mediated transport. Bases 1 to 690 code for a protein of 229 amino acids. The record is from RefSeq and is a predicted model, not a curated record. Gene Ontology annotation, cellular component: Golgi apparatus; endoplasmic reticulum-Golgi intermediate compartment; COPII-coated ER to Golgi transport vesicle.